AUGAAGUGCUUAAAAGACGGGUUUUUGCAUCAGAUUCGCUCCAUUAAAACCGGUUUAACCUUGACCGCAAUCUCCUCGAACCAGCUUGUUAAUCUCUACUCAAGAAAUGGUUUAUUGCGCGAAGCUCGGAAUGUGUUCGACGAAAUGCCAGAGAGAAACGUUUACUCAUGGAACGCUGUAAUCUCUGCCUACGUAAAGUUCAACGAUUUAAAGGAAGCGCGUCUCCUGUUCAAAACGGCCAAUUCCGAGCGAGAUUUGAUUACGUAUAACACUCUGCUUUCAGGGUUUGCCAAAACUGAUGGGUGCGAGAGUGAAGCCGUUGAGAUGUUCGGUGAGAUGCAUAGGAAGGAGGAGGAAGAUGGGGUUUGGAUAGACGAUUUCACUCUCACCACAAUGCUUAAACUCUCUGCGAAGCUAUCAAAUGUGUUUUACGGUGAACAGUUGUACGGCGUUAUGUUGAAAACCGGGAACGAUGCGACUAAGUUCGCAGUGAGCUCUCUCAUUCACAUGUAUUCAAAAUGUGGGAAGUUUAAGGAGGUUUGUAAUGUCUUUAACGGAUCUUGCGUUGAGUUUGUUGAUUGCGUGGCUAAGAAUGCGAUGAUUGCAGCGUAUUGUAGAGAAGGCGACAUGGAAAAAGCUUUGAGUGUAUUCUGGAGAAAUCCGGAACUGAAUGAUACGAUUUCUUGGAACACAUUGGUUUCAGGAUAUGCACAGAAUGGAUAUGAGGAAGAAGCUUUGAAGAUGGCUGUUACUAUGGAGGAAAGUGGGUUGAAAUGGGACGAACACACUGUUGUUGCUGUGUUAAACGUUUUGAGUAGUUUAAAGAGGUUGAAGAUUGGAAAGGAAGUGCAUGCUCGGGUGUUGAAGAACGGAUCAUAUUCUAAUAAGUUUGUGAGCAGUGGACUUGUUGAUCUUUACUGUAAGUGUGGGAACAUGAAGUACGCAGAGUCUGUCCAUGUGUUAUAUGGUGUUGGCAACUUGUAUUCGACUUCUUCGAUGAUCGUUGGUUACUCUUCUCAGGGGAAGAUGGUGGAAGCGAAGAGGUUUUUUGAUUCUUUAUCUGAGAAGAAUCUUGUGGUCUGGACUGCCAUGUUCUUGGGGUAUCUUAAUUCACGGCAACCUGAUUCUGUGCUUGAGCUUGCACGUGAGUUUAUAGCCAAGGAGAGGGAAAUUCCUGAUUCUUUGGUCAUGGUUAGCAUCCUUGGUGCAUGCUCUUUACAAGCUUGUAUGGAACCGGGGAAGGAGAUUCACGGUCACAGCUUGAGAACUGGGGUUUCGAUGGACAAGAAGCUUGUUACUGCUUUUGUCGACAUGUAUUCGAAAUGCGGAAACGUUGAGUAUGCUGAGAAGGUCUUUGAGUACAGUAGCGUCGAGAGAGAUACGGUUAUGUACAACGCUAUGAUUGCUGGUUGUGCUCAUCACGGCCGUGAAGGAAAAGCUUUCCAGCUCUUUGAAGACAUGACUGAGUGUGGACUCGAGCCGGAUGAGAUCACGUUCAUGGCUCUCUUAUCAGCUUGUCGUCACCGCGGCUUAGUCCUAGAGGGUGAGAGGUACUUUGAAUCGAUGGUAGAGGUUUACAAGAUAUCACCUGAGGUUGGUCACUAUACAUGCAUGAUUGAUUUGUAUGGAAAGGCUAAUAGGAUAGACAAAGCCAUAGAGCUUAUGGAAGGUAUUGAUCAUCAAGGCGAGGAAGAUGGUGUUGUUCUUGGAGCGUUUUUGAAUGCUUGUAACUGGAAUAAGAACGCAGAGCUUGUGAAGGAAGUGGAAGAGAAGUUGUUAGCCGUUGAAGGAUGUAACGGGUCUCGUUAUGUUCAGCUAGCUAACGCUUAUGCCUCGUCUGGUAGAUGGGAUGAUAUGAGACGGAUUCGGAAUUGUAUGAGAGGGAAAGAGCUUGGGAAGUUCUCUGGAUGCAGCUGGGCGUAUAUCAAUAACCAAGCUCAUAUGUUUACUUCCUCUGAUAUCUCUCAUUUCAACACAGAAGCUAUAUACUCAAUGCUGCACUUUGUGACCAAGGAUUUGUCUGAAAUUGCUGAAACCACGACUUAA
Molecule: messenger RNA, 2046 nt
Organism: Microthlaspi erraticum
Lineage: Eukaryota; Viridiplantae; Streptophyta; Magnoliopsida; Brassicales; Brassicaceae
Source: the annotation of a GenBank genome assembly